AUGGACUUCCAGAGCAUGCCAGAGCCCGAGAUCGCAGAGCUGCCUAAGCUGCGGAUCUUCUCCUACUCGUGGCCUGAGAUGCUGCAUUUGCCACUGCUGCUCCGCUGCGCCGAGCAGAGGCAGAGGCAGAGCAUGGCGAGCCAGCGACGGACCUGUGCAACGAAGAUCAGUGAGACUUACUGCGGACUUCUUCAUCGACGCCCUGCCUACACGGAGACUACGACGGAAGAUCCUUUGCCGUCUUUGGGCAGCUGCAACUGCAUGAAUGCCGCUCUUGAGGCUGGGGUUAGUGGAGUGUCCUGGAACUGGCAGCAGCUCUCCAACGUAGCUUUCCUAAAGCUGCAGCUUGCCAGGCACGAGCUCCUCUUUUGGUCAGGCCUAACCAUGGAUACCAUGACAAACAUCCUGUUUGGCAUGCCGCACUCUGUCAUGGGCUUCUUCGGACACCCUUCCUUGCUAGAGCUUCUUCGGCGACGAGCGUUUUAUGAGGACACUCAAGGCUUGGAGUGUUCUGACCGAGAUGACUGCAGGGCGAAACGUGUCUUAACACUUAUUGAGUGGCUGAUGCUGGCACGAAAUGUGUUCUGUCAACACGGAGCCCUCUCAACUUGGGAGCUAGCGUCAAACGAGCAAAGUAUCGACCUGAUAGAUUUCCGCCGUCACACCCUACUUGUGGAUACCAUGUUUGUGGAGCUUCUCAGCGAUGCACAAGACUCAACAUGGGGACCAAGCAUCGAGCUGCUGUUGAACGUUCUGCAGGAGGAGCUGGCAGUGGAUUUUGGCUUGAAGUUCCGGGAGACAAGCCCGUGGUGCAGCACCAACAUCAGCGCAGAAAGUGCCAAUCGGGAACCGGCACGGCUUUUCACAGACCUGGACUUCUCAUGGUUCUCCAAGCUGUGCGCCUUAUCUUUGGAGCCGCAGCAAACUUCCGAAGCAACGGAAGCUGUAGACUUAGAACCCCCAGAGCCGCACAUAGCUGAAGAGCCUUCGACCUGCCAUGCCAGUGAUACCAGUGAAGGCUCACCCCUCAGGAUGGGUGAUCUUCUGUUCCAUGUGUUGGGCCAUGCCGUGGUGAGCCCACAGCAUCGGCUCACCGAUAGUGCAAUGGAAGUCGAGGUGCUGCUGUUUGUUUACAGUCUGGAUGGCUGCAUCCCAGUCGUGAGAGAGAAGAUCGGCCAUGUACUCUCCCAGCCAGCGGUGCCGCUCUUCCCUUGGCGCUGCAGUUUCGACGGCUGGAGUGGCCAAGCUGUUCCAGUCUCCAUGAUGGGCUUCACUCGGACGAUCGUGCGCCCGGUCCCGGCGUGGAUUCGUCAGCCUUCGCUCCUGCGCCUCUUCGCAGAACCUCAGGACAUUCAGCUACCAAUCUCCCUUUGUCAGAAGCAGAGCCAGCCAAAGGAGCGCCUGCGAUUGGCCAUCUGCCUGCGGAUCCAUUAUGACAUCAGAGGGCUGGAGUCUGGCUUACCAUAUCUGGUCCGAGAUUGGAUGAAUUUUCAUCUACUUUCAGGGGUGGAUAAAUUCGUGAUCUACGAUGAGGAUGGAUCCUUUAGUGAAGUCGAGGCUGACUUGUCAAGGCAUCCUCGGGUAAGCUACUUCCCGCAUUGGCCAGAGACUUCUCUGCCACUUCUUUCGAGCCGUUUGCAGUUGGGGAAGCAAGAAGUCGGAAAAGACAGCCUGGCCGCACAGGCCAACUCUCACUGCGUUAUGAUGUUGAAGGGACAAGUGGACUGGAUCGCCAUGCUGCCCGGCUUUGAUACCUUUCUCUGGACUUCGCAAAGCUCAAGCCAGACCGGUGCCUUGAAGGCCGUGCUUGCAACCGUGGAGCCUCACCGCCCAAAGCUGGCUGCCCUUCAGCUCAUGGAGGUGCAGUACACUCAGGGCAAUUAUAAACAGGGUUCCACACUCUUGUCUCAACGGAUGCGAGGGCCCUCCAUCACGAACCAAUCGCACACGCUGCUGCUGAACCCAGAGACGAGAUCAUUGUUUGGUAGAAUUCUUGUAGGGCAGCUGUCACUAUUCAGCCCUGUCAGCAAAAUCACGAGCCAUCUUGUUCAAUUGUCUCUGACUGUUACCCCAGACAAUGUGCUGGAAGUUGGGAUGGGCCACUUCGCUCUGCCACGCCAUGAUGCACACCUUGUGGUAGUCGAAGAAAGUCGGCUGCGAGUGAACCACUACAUUGACUUUGUGGAGUCCAGUGGCUCCCGCUGUGUGAACUGCACAAUUCUGGACGAUGCGCUUAGCCCGGAAUUGGAGUCAGAGCUGGAGAUGAUGCGGCAGACGACCUGA
Messenger RNA from Symbiodinium sp. CCMP2592, 2283 nucleotides. Lineage: Eukaryota; Dinophyceae; Suessiales; Symbiodiniaceae. The record is from the annotation of a GenBank genome assembly.